AUGUGGGGGACGGUCGGAAUUGACCUGAGUUUAUUCACUGUACUGAUACUGAUGAGCUUUGCAGCAGCUGGUCCAGCGGUUUACAACGUGUCUGUAGCAUGUGACAGUUAUGGAGUCGUGGUGGACUGGAAAUCAUCUGGUCUCGGCCCACAAGCAGAGUUCUUGCUAGAGCUCAGAGAAAACAAUGGAGGGGUAAUAACCAUUAAUACUACAAGUCAUAGCUACAACAUUACCGAUCACCUUGGAAAUGCUGCAUUCAACCACUACUUCGUGAAAGUAAAAGCCACUGAUGAUCAAAAUGAUACAGUGUUUUCAGAAUCACAGAUAUUCACCUAUAAUCCUCAUUCAACAUCUUUUCUUCCUGGACCGAUCGUCUGUGAACUCGAGUUCCCAACAGUCAAACUAUUACCUCGAGAUGGCCAGUUGACUGUUAGUUUUAUCAACCCUUUUCAUCUGUAUGGACACACACCUGCUCUACGAGCACUCGACAACCAGUAUGUGGAGUAUGAAGUCAACAAGCAGAAACAGUUUUGCACCUCAGAUAUGUGUGAAAGCAAUGUAUCAUUUUCAGAAGAGCAGGAGGAGUACUGCGUUACGCUCUCUGGGCACAUCAGUCAAACCCCCAUCAAGGAAACAAAUCCCAUUUGUUAUCGUGGCACACUCAACCCUGAGAAGAAUGCAACUGUAUCAGAUUCACCACUCAUCCCUGUGUUGAUUGCCGUGACCUGUACUCUCUUAUUUGUGGUUCUUGGGAUGGUGUAUCUGGCGAAAAAAGCUGAAAGAAAAAUCAUGAAGAAAAACCUCACCAAGUUUCCAUCAUUUCUGGUGAACAAGCCCACACACACUCCUGUUGUCACACCUUUAAAGAUAGAAAGAGAACACGUGGUAAAGAAUCUACAGGUGGAACCGGCUAAAAUUUCCCCAAAUUGCGACUUACCAGAAAGCACCACCCUGUUGGAAAGUCCAUCCAACGAGGACAAGUUUUCCGAUUUCUCAGGUGAAGAGAAGCCUGGAGAAGAAUUAGAAAACGGAGAACUGAAAGAACAAGCUGACCAGGACAGUGCAGAUCCAUACGGUUACAAAAUGGAGCUGUCAAGUGGGGGCUUGUCUGAGGGAUAUGACUGUCCACAUGCUAAGGUAGAAAUAAGUCCCGGGGACAUGGUGGCCGGUUACGGGACCCGACCAGGUCUGUUCUGA
Molecule: messenger RNA, 1197 nt
Organism: Trichomycterus rosablanca
Lineage: Eukaryota; Metazoa; Chordata; Actinopteri; Siluriformes; Trichomycteridae
Gene: ifngr1
Product: interferon gamma receptor 1
Exons: 7
Coding region: 1-1197 (398 amino acids)
Biological process (GO): cytokine-mediated signaling pathway
Cellular component (GO): plasma membrane
Molecular function (GO): cytokine receptor activity
Source: RefSeq, a predicted model, not a curated record